Molecule: messenger RNA, 1158 nt
Organism: Aspergillus bombycis
Lineage: Eukaryota; Fungi; Ascomycota; Eurotiomycetes; Eurotiales; Aspergillaceae
Product: peroxidase family protein
Exons: 6
Coding region: 1-1158 (385 amino acids)
Molecular function (GO): peroxidase activity
Source: RefSeq, a predicted model, not a curated record
AUGAGGCGGUCUAGAGAGAUUCUACCCUUAAUUACUCUAGGACUGGGGUCCUUGAUCACAGGCCUCCCCACAGAAGAGAACAUGGUCGAAAACAUGACGACUAUGAAAAAUAUUAACGAAAGAUGUUGCCCUUAUUCAAAAAUGCAGUAUCAAGUCAACGCGGCUAUGCACAAGCGUUUUCUGAUGGAUUCCAUGGCCUCUCCAAUUGAUAAUUUUGAGAAAGGUAAUCAGCGUGGACCUUGUCCUGGUCUGAACGCUUUGGCGAACCAUGGAUAUAUUCCUCGCAGCGGUGUCGUGUCUUUCACCGACGUAGUUGCUGCCAUUAAUGAAGGCGAUCCACAAGGCCUCAUUGGCUCCCACAAUUUUAUUGAAUCCGAUUCUUCCAAUACGCGCGAUGACCUCUAUACAGCCGGUAACAACCACGCCCUCAACAUGAGCAAGUUCAUGGAAUGGUACAACAUGUCCAUGGACGGCACAUUCAGUAUGGACCUGAUGGCGAAACGAGCGAAGAUUCGUUUGGACCAAACCAAGCAGACGAAUCCGGAAUUCUACUACGGGCCAGUGACCGGGUUGAUUGCGCGUAAUGCCGGUUAUCUAUUCCCGGCAAGGGUUUUUCGAAAUCAUUCACAAGAUAAUCCAGAGGGUGUUUUGACUAAGGAAAUAAUUCGUAAUUUCUUCGCCAUCUACGGCGAAGAGGGCAACUUCACCUAUCGAGAAGGAUGGGAGAGAAUCCCUGAGAACUGGUAUAAGACUCCAGUAGACUAUGGCCUGGUGCAACUCAACCUUGACACCCUCGACUGGCUCCUGAAGUACCCCGAGCUUGGAAGUAUUGGAGGGAACACUGGAACCGUCAACAGUUUCACAGGGAUCGAUUUGUCUGAUGCCACAGGUGGUGUCUUCAACCUAACUACGCUCUUGAGGGAGAACAACCUCCUCUGCUUUGCGUUUGAAGUCCUGAAGUUCCUCAGCCCUAACGCUCUCGCAGGCUUGUACAAGACCCUGUCUAUACCAUUGGAUGUGAUCAGUGAUGCGAUAACCAUACCAUUGUUGAACUUCUCAUGCCCUGCAUUCAAAGACAUGCAGAUUGGUGGAAAGCCAUUCUGGGAAUCUAUUCAAAGUGACUUUCCUGGGGCUGCGAAAAGUGGUGGCGCGAUUUGA